AUGCCACAUGUUCUGAUUGCUUGCAGUGCUAGUGUUGCUGCAAUCAAAAUACCAGAUAUUAUUUCUCAACUCGUUCAAAAGAAUAUUAGCACAACAUUAGUCGUUACAGAAGCUAGUAAACAUUUUUUAGAUGUCGAGAAAAUUAGAAAUGAUUUAAAAAUUGAUGUUUAUACAGAUCAAAAUGAAUGGGAUGCUUGGAAAACUCGAGGAGAUCCCGUAUUGCAUAUUGAACUUUCCAAAAAAGCGGAUUUAUUGGUACUUGCUCCUUUGAGUGCUAAUACUAUGGCUAAAGUGAGUGCAGGAAUUUGUGACAAUUUAUUAACAUGCAUUGUUAGAGCUUGGAAUGUUUCAAAACCAGUAUUGUUUUGUCCAUCAAUGAAUACUCAAAUGUGGAAUCACCCAGUUACUAAAGAUCAAGUGAAUAAACUGCAGUCAUGGGGAUAUUGCCUAAUUCCUCCAAUUAUUAAGACGUUGAUGUGUGGUGAUCAUGGUAUUGGUGCAAUGGCCGAAGUUGAAACUAUUAAUUGGAUCAGAAAAAUGUGUGAUAAUUCGCCUUUCGGGCCCCAUAAAAAAGCACUGGGCUCAAACUAAAUCACUCCAAUUGGAUGAACUUCUCAGUGAUGGUGAAAUGAAGGAACAACAUAGAAAGGCAAUGAUUGAAUG
Molecule: messenger RNA, 663 nt
Organism: Rhopalosiphum padi (bird cherry-oat aphid)
Lineage: Eukaryota; Metazoa; Arthropoda; Insecta; Hemiptera; Aphididae
Gene: Ppcdc
Product: phosphopantothenoylcysteine decarboxylase
Exons: 2
Coding region: 1-591 (196 amino acids)
Biological process (GO): coenzyme A biosynthetic process
Cellular component (GO): phosphopantothenoylcysteine decarboxylase complex
Molecular function (GO): FMN binding; phosphopantothenoylcysteine decarboxylase activity
Source: RefSeq, a predicted model, not a curated record